AUGAGCGCCUCCGCUUCCGAUAUCAUCACCUACAUCGGUGUGCCCCUGGCCGUGCUUGGCGUACUUCCCAUUCUGUACAACACCAUAGCGACCCUUGCUGCCCGUUCACGAAUUCUGCGUAUGCUCCGGCAUGCCCGUCUAACAGCCCUUACCCGUUCGGAUGUCGUAAAUCGUGUUAUUGAAGUCGAUCUCCCACGCUACGCCGUCACACCGUGGGACCGUUUCGAGCAUCAGGAAGAAUAUUGGUCUCUCGCUCGCCACCCCUCUUCUAUCCCAGGCGGUAGCUGGACCACCUUCAACUGGCGCACAAAUAUUAUUGGGCUCAAGACUCAACGCGUCGAAUAUGCCGACCAGUUGCGACAGCCACAGGUCGACGUCAGCUUUGACGAGCUGAUCUGCUAUCUCCUCGACCUCGGUGCUGUUCCCGAUGCUCAUGGUUGGAGGUUGUUGAGAAGCACCGGCCUGUGGACCCCGGUUGGCUGCACUCUGAUGAAGAGCCCUGACGGCCAGCACAAGGCCCUCACCAUUGCUCCUCUAGAAGAUUCAGAUGGUCACUUGUCACUUGCUGUCUCUUGGUCUUCCCAUUGGAUCACUAGGAGCCACGAAUCACUGCCUCCGUACUGGGUCCGCCUGCCGCCCCCUGCUGUGAUCGAGAUCAAGGCCGAUAUCGAAACAAAUGACGACGGAACCGCUGAAAAGGUAGACACGACUGAGGAACCCAAAAAGGCACCCUCCCCCGCGUCCUCUGUCGAUUCCAUCUCCCGCGCCGUAGCUACCAACGGACAGAAGCCCAUAGCUUGUAAGAUCUCCAACCACGGCCUCAUCAGCGCAAUUCCAGAAGAUGGAGACCACCCUACCACAAGCCUUUACAUUGAGCAUGUACGGAUUCGCCCCGGCUCUUCCACAGGGACAUGGUUCGCGAGCGCUGCUACCGCCUAUGGCACCUCCAGCAGCACCAUUCUAUGGAACUACCGCAUCCCAGAAGAUAUCCUCGCCUUUGCUCGCGGCUCUUCCGUCCCCUGCGGCGUAUUAGAGCUGCUCGGCAUCGUUGAUAGUUCGCAGACCCCAGAAUGGGGCUCAAAACACGACGAUAUGAGAGAUCGUAUGGAUCUCAGGGAAAAACGGAUGCGAGAGCAGCUCAGUGCACUCACGGCUGAAUCCCGUUUGAACCCUGCCCAGCGGGAACAAGCCGUUCGAGAACGCAUUCGCAGGGAAAACGACCAGCGGCUAGAUGACCUCCGAGAUCAAAUGCGUCAGGACGUUCGACGCCGAGAGGCUCGAGAGUUCGAGGCCAUCCAGUCCCCCAAGUGGGAUGCCGCCCUAGUCGCUUCCCACAACCUCCGCUGGCUCCAGAAUCACAGCCAUGUGCCCUCGGACCCGACAAGUGGUUCUCUCCGUGCCGUUGCCGCAGGAAUACUGCACCGCAUGAUUCUCGACGGCGCGUUUGCCAACGAGAUGAGCACCGUGCUGAGCCAGUGGAAGACGUGGGCUGAAAACGGGGGAAUGCGCCAGUCGGAUUUCGCAGCUCUGCGUGACGGUCCCAAGCAUUUUGCGCUAGCAAGUCUUCUGGUUGCGGUUAUUAAGGAUGCCGGUAGUGCUACGGAGGAGUCGCUAGGUAUGGACCUGCAGGAGUGCCUGCGUAUGUGGCGGCAGGUGAGGCUAGGCUGA
This is a messenger RNA of Colletotrichum truncatum, 1668 nucleotides long. RefSeq lists its product as uncharacterized. Lineage: Eukaryota; Fungi; Ascomycota; Sordariomycetes; Glomerellales; Glomerellaceae. The record is from RefSeq and is a predicted model, not a curated record.